Messenger RNA from Poecilia latipinna (sailfin molly), 2873 nucleotides. RefSeq names its product protein NLRC3-like. Lineage: Eukaryota; Metazoa; Chordata; Actinopteri; Cyprinodontiformes; Poeciliidae. The coding region runs from base 182 to 2548 and encodes 788 amino acids. The transcript has 7 exons. The record is from RefSeq and is a predicted model, not a curated record.
CCAGGAUCCAGCUGUCCCUCCAUGAGGAGUGACCAGUCCAAACGAAACAAUCCAUUCUUCAGAACUGAACCUGGACCAUCAGAACCAGAGGUGAACCCCAGCUCUCACCUGAUUACUGCUGAACAUCGGCACCAGUCCCUCCAUGACCCUGCAGAGAUAAGAAGUGAUAGACAAUGGAUGGAUGGAUGGAUGGAGGGAAGAUAUUCCUGGAUGGAGGGAGAGGAGCAGCUGUGCUCCAGGAGAUGUUGGUCUGCAGAAGGUCGUACAGGAACAUAAGAUCAGUCUGAGGAUGAGAUGUGAAUGGAUGACUGAAGGAGGUGAUGAAACAGGAAGUGAUUACACAGGAAGUAGAACCCUCCUCAACAGGAUCUACACUGAUCUCUACAUCACAGAGGGACAGAGUGAAGAUGUUAACACCCAGCAUGAGGUGAAGCAGCUGGAGAGAGCUUCCAGGAUCCAGAAGCAUCAUGACUCUGCAAUUAGGUGCCAUGACAUCUUUAAAGCCUUCCCUGACCAAGAUGGAGUCAUCAGAGUGGUUCUGACCUGUGGUGUCGCUGGUGUUGGAAAAACCUUCUCAGUGCAGAAGUUCACUCUGGACUGGGCUGAGGGCUUGGAGAACCAAGAUGUCAGUGUGGUGGUUCUACUUUCGUUCAGGGAGCUGAACUUGAUCAGAGAUGAGCAGCACAGUCUUCUCACGUUGCUCCAUGUUUUCCAUCCAACACUCCAGAAGUUCCCAGCAGAGCAGCUGGCUAAAUGCAAACUGCUCUUCAUCUUUGAUGGUCUGGAUGAAAGCAGACUUUCACUGGACUUCAACAACAGUCAGCUGGUUUCUGACGUCACUCAGAAGUCAUCAGUCGACGUUCUGCUGACAAACCUCAUCAAGGGGAACCUGCUUCCCUUGGCUCUCAUCUGGAUAACUACCAGACCUGCAGCAGCCAAUCAGAUCCCUCCUUCAUGUGUUUCCAGAGUAACAGAAAUACGAGGCUUUACCAACGCCCAGAAGGAGGAGUACUUCAGGAGGAGGUUCAGUGAUGAAGAGCUGUUCAGCAGAAUCAUCUCCCACAUCAAGAAAUCAAAAAGUCUCCACAUCAUGUGUGGAAUCCCAGUCUUCUGCUGGAUCACUGCUACAGUUCUGGAGAUUAUGUUGACCUCAGAGCAGAGAGGAGAGCUGCCCAAGACCAUGACUGACAUGUACUCACACUUCCUGCUGGUCCUGACAAAGAGAAAAAAGAACAAGUACCAUGGAGGACAUGAGAGAAGUCCACAGGAGCUGAUGGAGGCUGACAGGGAAGAUCUUCUGAAGCUGGGGAGGCAGGCGUUUGAACAUCUGGAGAAAGGAAACAUCAUGUUCUACCAAGAAGACCUGGAGCAGUGUGGUCUGGAUGUCACAGAGGCCUCGGUGUACUCAGGAGUUUGUACAGAGAUCUGCAAAAGAGAGAGUGUGAUCUUUCAGAAACCAGUCUACUGCUUUCUUCAUUUGAGCAUCCAGGAGUUUCUGGCUGCCAUCUACAUGCUCCACUGCUUCACCAGCAGGAGGUCAGAGGUCAUCAAAAUGUUUCUGGUAGAAAAAUACAAUGAAACAUCUCUAGAUGACUUCAUGAAGAAAGUCAUGGAGAAAUCCCUCAGCAGUGAAAAUGGCCACCUGGACCUGUUUGUCCGCUUCCUUCAUGGUGUCACUGUGGAGUCCAACCAGAGACUCUUAGAAGAUUUGCUGGGUCAGACAGAGAACAGUCCAGAUAUCAUCCAGAGAAUCAUCACCAACCUGAAGGAGAUGAACACUGAUAGAAUCUCUCCUGACAGAAGCAUCAACAUCUUCUACUGUCUGGAGGAGAUGAACGAUGUCUCAUUUUAUCAGGAGAUUCAACAGCUGCUGGAUUCAAGAAAGAAGCUCUCAGUGAGUGACUGUUCAGCUCUGGCCUUCAUGCUGCAGAUGUCAGAGGUUCUGAAUGAGUUGGACCUGGAGAAGUACAACACAUCAAGGGAUGGACGACAUAGACUGGUUCCAGCUGUGAGGAACUACAGAAAGGCUCGACUUGGUGGCUGUUGGCUUGAUAAGGCUGAAUGUGAAGUUGUGGUCUCAGCUUUGAAGUCCAACCCAGAGCUGACUGAACUGGAAAUAAGUCGAAUUGUCAUAGAUGAAGGUAGAGACUCUGAUAUGAAGAAUGUGUCUGAGAUCCUGGAGAGUUCAGUCAGUAAAGUGAAGAAACUGAGAUUGAAGAGCUGCAGGUUGUCAGAGACCAGCUGGAUGUCCCUGUUCUCAGCUCUGAAGUCCAACCCGACCCAUCUGACAGAACUGGAACUGAGCUACACCAACCUGGAAGGUUGUGGAGUGAAGGAGCUCUGUGGUUUUCUACAGACUGAAGGCUGCAGACUGGAGAGAUUUCUGUUUUUCAGAUGCGGGUUGUCAAAGAUCAGCUGUGAUUUUCUGGCCUCAGCUUUGAAGUCCAACAGCCUCCAUCUGACACAACUGAACCUGGAUGGAAACAACCUGGAGGAUUCAGAUUUUCAGCAGCUGAACUGUUUUGUAAAGACUUUACAGUUGUACUGAUGAUCUCUGUAAAGUAGAGAACGGUCUCUGUGUCUUGCUGAUCCUCAGAGGUUGAAGCUGCAGCAGUUUGAGUCUAAAAAGACUGACUGGAUCCUGAUGAUGACCUCUGACCUCCAAGAUUUUCCUCCUGUUUAUUUUCUCGUGUCUGUCAUUUAGUGUCUGAUAUUGUUUGUCUAUGUGGAACAAUAAAGAUCCUAUUCAAACUGGGCUCCAUUUAGAGUAGCGGUUCUCAAUGUGGAUGGUACCGCCCCCCAGGGGGCGUUCAGAGGACGGCAGGGGGCGCUGGUGGACAUUUUUACAAAAGGGGGGCGCUGGGAUGCCUUUG